Coregonus clupeaformis (lake whitefish) is the source of this 4638-nucleotide messenger RNA. RefSeq names its product spermatogenesis-associated serine-rich protein 2. Gene Ontology annotation, cellular component: cytoplasm. Gene Ontology annotation, molecular function: protein binding. The record is from RefSeq and is a predicted model, not a curated record. Lineage: Eukaryota; Metazoa; Chordata; Actinopteri; Salmoniformes; Salmonidae. The transcript is spliced from 13 exons. Bases 401 to 1933 code for a protein of 510 amino acids.
UGCAAUUACACCAUAUUGGAGAGGCCGGGAAAAUAUUGGAGAGUGGAGACCACAGACGACUGGUAACGUUGCAGAGAAAGACACCCAGAAUUGGAUCAACUUUGGGGAGAACGGAGAAGAAAAGUUGAAUCCAAGCCUAAGUGGUGGCCUGAUCUGCCCCUGACUCCUUCAACCCCUCCCACUGCCAGAUUUGUGAGCCUUUGUUGGCAUCCUGUCUGAGGGGAAAUCAAGGAGGAAUAUUUCUACACAUGAAGAGCUGAAGUCUCCAUUUAGGAAACUAGUUCAAACUGAAUAUCUGGAAAAUAGUUUUUAUUGAUUUGUUUUUGACUUAAAGAGCUGUACUCUGGGACACUCAGCUGUGACCUACUUACUGUACUUUUUGGACUAGUGGAGUUACAACAUGGCGAAGAAAAACAGCCAGAGGGAUACCUCUGGUAUGGUGUUCGACACUAACUUGAAAAUGGUUAUGUCCCAGGGUGGGACGUUUGAGAGAAUGAAGGAGAAGAUUAGUGCCGUCAGGGCCGUUGUUCCCAACAAAAGCAACAAUGAGAUAGUUCUGGUGUUGCAGCACUUUGAGAACUGCGUUGAUAAGGCCGUCCAGGCUUUCCUAGAAGGUAGUGCCAUUGAUAUCUUGAAGGAGUGGAAUGUAACUGGUAAAAAAAAGCCCAAGAAGAAAAAGAAGCCCAAGCCCCAGCCAGAGCCUCCGGGAGAGGAGCCUGCUCCAGCCGAAACCACACAGCCUUUGGAGACUGAGAAUAAAGAAGCAGUAAAUGGGUUCCAUGCCAAUGGCGCCGCGUUGGACGGAGACUCACUAGACUCUCUGAGUGAGCAGUUAGAUUCUGCCUUCUUGGACGCAGCUGAGCUCGAAUCUGAACCUGCCAUGUCGGACAUUACAGGUGUGGAAGCAGACUCUUUUUGUACUGGCCCAAGCACCACCCCUCAUCAUGCUCAAGGAAGAAGGAAUCACCAGCCUCCCCGUGGCAACAAGUUCCGUCCCAGAACCAACUCCCAGCAAUCAUCCACUUCCUCUGUGCUCACCACUGAUGAGAGCCAACAGGGAUCGUCUGGAGCUAAGAAGAUUGCGCCCAACAUUGACCGCUCUGUGAAGGACCUGCAGAGAUGCACAGUGUCGCUUAGUCGAUACAGAGUGUUGGUCAAGGAUGAAAUGGACUCCUCUAUUAAAACCAUGAAGCAGACGUUUGCUGAGCUCCAGAGCUGUCUAAUGGACAGAGAGGUUACUCUGUUGACAGAGAUGGACAAAGUCAAAGCAGAAGCCAUGGCCAUUUUGGAUGGCCGUCAAAAGAAAGCAGAGGAGCUCCGCAGGCUAACUGACCAAUCGGCAUCCAUGUCUGAGAACCAACUAAGUGAGCUGCGCGCGGACAUAAAGCACUUUGUGAGUGAACGUAAAUAUGAUGAAGACCUGGGAAAAGCCGUGAAGUUCACUUUCGAACUAGAACCACUGAAGACAAGCAUCACAGGAUUUGGAUCAGUGUACCACCCUCAGACAGGCUACUCCAGCCGCUCCCGCUGUAGCUCCACCUCCUCCUCCAUCACAGGCCCAGGGUACCUAGAAGCCCCACCUCCCUCUCAGCACCAGGGCUCCAGCUUCGAAGGACGCCCUACCCAGCCGAACAAAACGACUUUCCAAGGCAACAGGCGGUAUACGGCGGGCCCGGGAUACUACUCCGGUGGGCAGCGGUAUAAUGGCGGCUCAUAUCGCGACAGGAACCCCAAUCGUGGAGGCUACCGUUCCCAGGGUUACCAGGGCAACCAAGGCCAAGGUGAUGGCCCCAGCCAUCCUACAAUUACUGCCACACAAUCCUCCAACUCCACAAGAGGCCCUUCCAACUCCACUCCAUCCUCUUCUUACCGUCAAGACCACCCUUCUCAUAACGGUCUGCCCCAAAGGCCUCCGCGGACACACUGCCCCUGACACCGGAACUCCCUGGCUUAAAACCACCUACUAACCCUGGCACUCCAACCUCGAUACCCUGUACCCUGCACCUUCCACCCCACUAACUCCUUUUUGAUGAAGAAUAGAAUACAAGUUUACAUCUUUUUGUCAGUUGAGCUGUAGUGCCACCCAUAGGCAAAACCAUUCAUCCGCCAAACUUGAAAAUCCGCUAUUAAGACCUAUUUUCGCAUGCCUGUUGAUCUAGCAGCAUUUUGCUACUUCAGAGGCCAGUGUUAUCUGGUGAUGAGUUCAGCACAGAGACUGCUGUGAUUUGAGAUUUAUAUGCAUUUUGUGCACUGCUAAAAGGCAUCUAUGUUUAGCAUUUUUAUUUUCUCUGCUAUUUUAGUUUUUCUUCUCAAGCAUCAAAUCAAUUUUAUUUUGGUAGCGAUUUUUUUGUUGUUGCAGUACAUCAAACCAUUUCAGUUCCAUAUGUUACGGCAUGCUUACUAGUAUGUAUGGAAGACUGUCAUCAAUGGCAUACAAUCAACACUACAUACGUUUAUUUGUAUCUAAUUCAUUUAGAGCUUACCAUAAAUACUAGUUGCGCCUGUAAAUAAUAUGUACUCCUUGAACUGGACAAUUAAUACGUUUAUAAUUAGAACUAGCAGGUGAACCAGAGGUAAUCACUUUGGAUGUUGCCUGAUGGCAGUUGUUUAUUCCCUCUCUAACAUGUAUGAGAAUAGUUUAGUGGAUAGUUGCCCUGUCCUUCUCUAUAUUGUUAUUGUAUAAUCCAAGGAGAGGGCUCAAUUUCUUUAUUACAUACAUAUUUAAUUAUGAAUGACUCCACUUCUCAAAUUUCAGGUAUGAGAAAGGAACCUACACUCCCCUACACCUACAGUCUGAAUUUGGACUUCCCUUUGUUAGUAGUACAUAUCUUUGUUAGUAGUACAUAUCUUUAGGUGUUAUUUGGUCUAUUCUUAUUCUUUCCUUAUUUUCAGUGCAUCUCAGACAGGGCCAUAAAUGGCACACACUUGACUUGCUUGCCAUCUAUCACAGUGCAACUUCACCUUUGCCUUUCUAGAAAUGCUGAGAUGCCUGCAUUACGAACAUUGUUAAGUGCACAAUCUUGUGAUCUUUUACAUGAUGAAAAGUGAGCUUUAGGAGCUUUUUGUCCUUUUUAAUAUGUUAACUUUUCUCUUGAUCAUAUCCUAGAGAAGGAAAAAGUCAGAUCAAAUUUGUGAAUGCUGUUUCGGUCUUAUUUCGACUAUGUUUUAUGACUACUGAGUUGGGACAGAUUUAAUAUUCUUAGUAACGUCUACAAUAACUUCACAAAAUCUGGAUAAAUACCUAAUUGUUGCCCCUUGUACACUGCCUGAAGGCAUAAUGUUGCUUUUAGGGAUUUGCUUUUCAGAGCCCUGAUAAUGCUCUUUUGAAAUGGGGCUUGGUAUGGUUCACCAUUUACCGAAAGCAGAGCGGUGUCGUGUCAAACUGCAAGGCAUGUGUAUAAGGCCAUACAGCUGUUUCCUGUGUACCAAAGGGUCAUACCUGGUGAGUAGAAGAAUUGAGAAACCCCCCCCCCCCCCCCAUCUCCUCCAAUAUUACUGGUAGGAAGUUAUCCAUAGGAAUACCUUUGUGUUUAAGAUAUGUUAUAAACGUAGAUACUGAAGUCUUCUUUUCAUACGAGUAUAAUUUGGCCAAUGUCUUCAUUUUUGUUAUAUUGCACAUCAACGUAAAGAUUAUGUAGUUCUGGUUUGUUCAAUGGCUUACAAAGUCUUCUGGGGAAGUGCAGAGUGUAUACAGCAGGGCUGAUCAAUUGGCAUGUAUCAGCAACUGUGCUUGAGCACGUAAGGCUUGGUAGCCAACUCCAAGAGCUUCCUGCCUUUUAGCGAAUUUUUCCUAAUCUCAGAUCUGCACUGUAAAUAUACGCCUAUUCUCAGUAAUCAUAAUGCACAGUAGGCCUACUCUUCAAUUGCGGAGAUGCAUGCACUACAGAGCAUUUUCUCGCCACAACACAUUGCUAGUUAUUACCUUUUGGUAGCUUACAUUUUUACAUUUUAGUCAUUUAGCAGACGCUCUUAUCCAGAGCGACUUACAGUUAGUGAGUGCAUACAUUUUCAUACUGGCCAAGCAUGUACAUUAUGUACAUGUAGUAUUUCUUACAGUUGUCUAAUAGCUAGAGUUAUUCUGUAUAGGGAAUUAAUUAUGCCUGUCUCAAUCUCUUUUACCAAGUGUAAGAACUCACAUUCACAGCUUUGUCUACAUUCUCAACUAUCUGGUUAUCACCAAAGAGAAAAGCAUUUCCUGUUAGAGUUGCUGCCUUUUUUUCUUUCUCUGCCUAUAAAAAAAAAAAAAAACUAUUUUGAUUGUUUUCCAAUGGGAUAAUCUAUUCUAGAUUGAGUAGCAUGUUAAUUUUUUAUAUUACAUUUUCUUUCUUUACUGUAUAUAUAGCUAUAAUUUUGUUGUGCUCACAUGGGGCAUUUUGUAUGUUAUAUACAUGUUGAGCGUAUGGUUUACCCCUGGAGGUUAACAAUCUGGUUCAGUCCAAUUCGUCCUGUCUAAGACCUUAUGUCCUUGUUCUUUUGAAAAUGUCUAAAGAAAACCUGUAAACUUAAGUGCCUUCUCUUGCCUCCAUCCAAUUCGUACACUACCACCUGCCCCUCACUACAGGAACCACCAAGUAUGGACCAAAGACAUCUGCCCUCCCCAUCCAUUCUAAUCCCCCCCCAUACACAGAAAGGCACACU